AGCUACCUAGUUUUAACUGUUUUUCAGAUUUGUUUCCUUUAGGAAAAGCAAAGUGAGAACAUCUGAUAUCUGUAGGGGCUUGCCUUCAACAGCUGGCACACUACCCAACCAUAUUCUAGAUCUUGCAAUUUGUUGUUUACUCCUUUUGUUAGAUACUUGCUGCUAAAUAAACUGUUAUCUAUUCUGCUCAUACAUUAUUCCUUCCCUCAUUCACAAUAUUAUUAUCAGCUUAUUCUGUCUUUCCUUUAUAAACCUUCACCACAGAAUCAUCACAUUCAUUGUUACUGAUUAUAUGGAGAUUACUGUUUUGCAGAGCAUUGAAAUGAAGGUAGAGAUGGUUGGCAUUCACGAAAAGAGGCUGCGCAAAUGCUUGUCCAAAUUGAGAGGAAUACAGAAAGUAGAAGUGGAUGCAAAUAGCCAGAAAGUUGUGGUGACAGGAUAUGCACACCGGAACAGGAUACUCAAAGCUGUAAGGCGAGGCGGCUUAAAGGCUGAUUUCUGGUCGCCUCAAAAUGAGCUCCUUACUGUAUAUACAAGUGCUAGCUAUGGCAGCUUGAGAUUCAACAACUUCAGCUUCUUCUAAAUCCAGAAAGAUAGAAACUACAGUUUUAAAAAAAUAGAUUUACGUCCAAGUUUUCAUGUUUUGUUUUUUUAGAGGAAGUCAUGUUUUUUGAUACUAAGCAAACAUACUGAUUACUGUUUAUUAUACAAAGAGUGUAAUGGAGGUUUACUA
Messenger RNA from Daucus carota subsp. sativus, 733 nucleotides. RefSeq names its product heavy metal-associated isoprenylated plant protein 28. The transcript is spliced from 3 exons. Gene Ontology annotation, molecular function: metal ion binding. NCBI's taxonomy places the organism in Eukaryota, Viridiplantae, Streptophyta, Magnoliopsida, Apiales, Apiaceae. The coding region runs from base 293 to 583 and encodes 96 amino acids. The record is from RefSeq and is a predicted model, not a curated record.